GGCUGAGUGAGGUCACGUUGUGUGAGCUUCUGACGUCUGAAUGGCAGAGAAGGAUCACGUGGGACUGCUUCAGACACAAAUAAUUGGUCUAUGUUUUAAUGGUACUAAAGCGACUACUGUAAACCCGGUCCAGUAUUCCGUCGAACGGUUUGUGCGUCUUGACCCGGACUGCCGUCCUCCGUGUCCUGUAUGAUCAGGAAAUUCAGGACAACGGCUGAAUAGUAUGACAGAGGAGCCCGGACGCAGCCCUUGAACGCACCAUAUGAGGCGGGCCAAGUACUGUAUUUGAACGUAGAGUGGCGAAAGAGGACUUUGUCGUAGCCACCUUUAGAUUAACCGACACAAACACAGAAAGAUGGUCUGAAAGACACAUUACAGAUAACACACGGCAGGUGUUUAUUUACAACGGACAAUGCAGUAACAUCACGUUGUCCUUUGGUAGGUAUGGCGACAACCGAUCAACGAUCCGGCGAGGCUAAACAUUACUGUGUUGGCUAAUGUGGCCCAGACUCAGCAAAUGAGCCCAAUGCAUUAGCGUACAUAUUUCAUGCAUAGCGUAGCCCCUUUUGACGUCGAGAACAGGACGGUCGUUAGGGAAUUAAGAUGCCUAUUCAAGCGCAUUGUGCAAUUUGCUGCGAUAUCUUCGAUCAGUCCAGAGAUGUUGCUGCUGUCCCCUGCGGACACACUUUCCACUAUGAAUGCCUUCUUCAAUGGUUUCAACAAGGCCCAAAAAAAACAUGCCCACGAUGUCGGAAGCAGGUCAGCAACCGACAAAUCAUCACCAAGCUCUAUUUUGAUGCUGAGGGAGAAGAAACGAAUUCUGCAUAUCCAGAAAGUUUAGAGAAUGAUCCUAAUAGGCUAAGGGUCCUUUUAAGUGCGAAAGAGCGAGACUGUCGCGACAAACAGAAAACAGUAGAUAGUUUGAAGGAAUCUGUGGACAAUCAGAAGAAAGACCUGGAAAGUAUGCGGAAAGAGAUUUCAAAGAAGGACAUAUUAUGUUCUGCUCUCAAAAAACAAAUGGGUUAUCUGGAGACUCAAGUUGAAGAUGUUCGGGCUACUAAGGACGAGGUCCGUAGACUGAGGACCAAAAUAAAAACAUUUGAAAGUCUGGAUGUUUUGUUACAGGGCCAAAGAGCAGAAGUGGAGUCCAUGAUUACAGACAUGGGUGUGAGUCAAUCUGCUGUGGAGCAGCUCUCCAUUUACUGUAUCUCUCUCAAAAAAGAGUACGACAACUUAAAGGGAAGCUUUAAGUCUUCUAACGACAUGUGUGAGAGACUGAAGAGAGAAGUUCUCACCUCCAAUGACAAGUUCCAAAAAGCUUCAGCUGAAGUGAAUCAAAGGAAAGAGGACACCAAGUCGCUGCAACACGAUCUCGCUAAUGCUGACAAAGAGAUAUCUAGUUUGAAGAAGAAAGUGGAGUUUCUUCAGAAAUCUCUGAGCAUGCCAGCAAAGACAAAUGAAUUGCUUAGUCGGCUUGUCUUUGAGAGCCCUGCUCCAAUGGAGCUGAAACAGCCUUGCCUCCACCAGCCUAUAGAUGGUGACGACAUUGACCUCAACCUAACCUAUGAUAUAACUACACCAGAUGCCGCCAAGAAGCCAAUAAAGGUCCCGAGCAAGAAAAUGCGUUUGGAUCAUCAAAUGUCAUUGGUGUCUAAACACAACGAGAGGGCUUCAACAUUAAACAAGGCCCGAGAGAAGGAUGCAACGAUGGAUCCUUUUAUGAGGAACUCUCUGCUCUUCCGAAACAAGACUUUAGGUGGCAUGCUUGAGCCUCAGAGGAAACUCGGAUCUGUGAACAGUGGUUAUGAUGGAUUAGGAGGACGAACCAAAUUCAUCCAACCUUCUCCGUUGGCAAACAUUCGCCAACUCAAAAAAGCUACAAGAAAAAAGGUGUGCAGGCCUCCACCCAAGAUGGCACCAUGUCUGACGUUGGACAGUUUCCUGGAGUAAUGAGUGACUCACAUGACAAGACGCAACAUGACGUGCAGCACAGGGAUUUCAGCAUUUAUCCUAGAACAGGACUCUUUCCAAUCACAAUAAAUUUUUUAAAACCAG
Syngnathoides biaculeatus (alligator pipefish) is the source of this 2055-nucleotide messenger RNA. RefSeq names its product TRAF-interacting protein (gene traip). The record is from RefSeq and is a predicted model, not a curated record. NCBI's taxonomy places the organism in Eukaryota, Metazoa, Chordata, Actinopteri, Syngnathiformes, Syngnathidae. The transcript is spliced from 16 exons. Bases 604 to 1950 code for a protein of 448 amino acids.